AUGAUAGCGUUCGUCUCCCGAACCGCAGUGAUCGACGCAGCGAAGUAUGAGUUCGGCUCUCCCACCGUGUUUUUCUAUUGCAUGAAUGAGCAUCUUGCAGCCCUCGACGCAUCGUCUAUUCUCUCAAGUUUCAUCAAACAACUCUGUGACCUCCUGCCGUGGGCGCCCAGAUCUUAUCCAGAAGAUGUUGCAAGUGAGAUUAGGAAAUUCUUUGGGCGCAAAAGGGUCAAGGCCGACCUCGACGACCUGAAGGAUAUUUUUACUCGCGUUUUCCCCCACGUCCCGGAUACGGUAUAUGUCGUUGAUGGAAUUGAUGCUCUGGAUCGGGAACAUGCCAAAUCGCUUCUAAAGUUCUUCAGGUCGCUAUUCGUUGACCCUAGGACUCAGCAAGGAUCGCGAAUUCUGUUGCUAAGCAGGGACCAAGUUCCAGGAUACAUAAACAUGAAUACAUUCAUGCCUGGAAUCCGUCAGAUCUCGACAUCAGCCAAUAUCAUGCAGGAUAUCGAAUCUUACAUCGAAGCAAGCAUCACUGAUAAGACUAUGUGCCGAAAACUUACAGAAGAUUCUUCACUACUUGAAGAAAUUCGGCAGAGGCUUCUGGAAGAGUCGUCGGGAAUGUAUGCUAACCAUAUCGCUCUAUGA
Penicillium cataractarum is the source of this 642-nucleotide messenger RNA. RefSeq lists its product as uncharacterized. Bases 1 to 642 code for a protein of 213 amino acids. The record is from RefSeq and is a predicted model, not a curated record. Lineage: Eukaryota; Fungi; Ascomycota; Eurotiomycetes; Eurotiales; Aspergillaceae. The transcript has 2 exons.